This is a messenger RNA of Phymastichus coffea, 1503 nucleotides long. RefSeq names its product histone PARylation factor 1 (gene Hpf1). The record is from RefSeq and is a predicted model, not a curated record. The transcript has 5 exons. Gene Ontology annotation, molecular function: histone binding; poly-ADP-D-ribose binding. Lineage: Eukaryota; Metazoa; Arthropoda; Insecta; Hymenoptera; Eulophidae. Bases 46 to 1464 code for a protein of 472 amino acids. Gene Ontology annotation, cellular component: nucleus. Gene Ontology annotation, biological process: DNA damage response; regulation of protein ADP-ribosylation.
CCCUCGUAUAUAAUACGUACGUGCUUUUCAAACAAAAAUAUAACAAUGAAUGUAUCAAGUGCAGAUGAAAAUAAGAAAUGCGAGGAAGACAAACGUCCUGCGUGUCGAUACUGGAGAAACUGUUAUCAAAAAAACGCCGGACAUCGGCGAAAAUUCAGACACCCAUCUCCUGAUUUGCAGAAUGACAAUAAAGUAUCAGAACCAGCAACGAAAAAAAAAAAAAUUCAACGUGAUGAAGAUUCAACUGUUAAAGACACACCACAGACUAAAAAACAGUCUGCAUCUACAGAAGAGAUUCAAAAGACUGUUAAAGUUGAGAAUUCCAUUGUAGAAAAAACAGAUAAAGACUCAAAUUCCAAUAACGAAAAAACUGAAAAAUGUUUAGAUUCUAGUAAAGAACAAAUUAAUGCAAUAGUUAAAACUCCUAAGGUCGAACCAAGCCCUCCGAAUGCAGAUGUAAGUUCUAACAAUAGUAUUGAAGAUGAUAAUGAUGAAGAUCUGCAUAGUGAAUCUGCAAAACUGAUUCGCCAAAUAUUUCUUGUUAAUAUGCCUCAAGAUUUUUAUAAAUUUUAUGACUUUUGUACUGAAAUAAAGUCAAGUGAUCCUACUACUGCACUAAAAAUAGCUGAUCUUAAAUUAGUUGGACCAUAUGAUGUAUUAUCAGGUGAAAUUACAGCAAAAACACCUAAUCAAGAAAAGUUACUAGUACACUGGAGAUAUUAUUAUGAUCCUCCAGAGUUCCAGACAAUUGUAAAAGGAAAUGAUAGAGAAGGUUUACAUUUUGGUUACUGGAGAGACAGGCCUAGUUCAGAUCCUGUUUUUGUUGCGACGAAUUGUUCAAACGUUAGUCACAAAAUCAAACCUCUAGCUGAAAAUAUUUUUGGUGCUACAGUUGCUUACAUAGAAGAACGAGCAAAGAAGGCAAAUCCUUUUGAAAAAACAAGUUUUUUCAAUCUUCUGGGAAAAUUAAAAGCUUAUACAAAAAAGCACAAUAUUUCAUUAGAAACCUUAUCUGCUAAAAUGAAAUCAAGAGAAAAAAAUGUGGUUGCUAGGACAAUUCACGGGGCUGGCAUUGUAUGUCCAUAUAACAAGAAAACUCAAGUUGGAUAUAGAGAGCUAUCUGUGACUGACAAUCAACUGUUAAAAAUAGUUAAAAAAAUUGAAGACGCUAAAGACGACAUAGAAAGAGCAAGUCCACGAGCAGAACUCAGCGAAGUUAUCAGGCUGGCUACCAUUGCUGGAGAUGAAUGUGAUUUUGGUACUUGUCUUGAGUUAGGGCACGAUUUACUAAGUACUGGCUGUGCACAUGUUCAGAAUGCUGCUUUAGCAGUGUUGUCUAUAGCUUACUCACAACUUGAACGAACCGAAUUUUUAACGAUCGUUGAAGCGCAUAUGAAAGACAGAAAAAAAAGCAGUAAUUGUAGUGCGCUCCAAUCUCGAAAAUCGAUUGAAUCAUUAUCCUGAAGUAUUUAUAAUACAAGUAAUUUUACUGUAAGCUUUAUA